AGUCCAACCAUCUGAUUCUUCGACAUGACCUUUUGUUCUUCUUCUCUUUUCUCUCUCUCUUAAACCCAAUUUGAGAUUGUUCGAUUUCGAUCUACGAGAUUCUUACAAGAACAUAAGCAGCUUCGGUUUUUUGGGAUUAUCUUAUUUGGUCGGAUGAUGAUCUUCUCGAUGUCUGUGCUAGGCUUUGGGAAUUAGAUAUAUUUGGGGUUAAGCUCGAGUCUCUCCGGUUUUGAGUUUACUUGAGUUUGUUAGUAUUUAUGGCUGAGGUGGGAAAAGUUCUGGCUAGUGAUAUGGAGUUAGACCAUUCAAAUGAGACUAAAGCAGUGGAUGAUGUUGUUGCCACUACUGAUAAAGCGGAGGUCAUACCAGUGGCUGUAACUAGAACUGAAACCGUUGUUGAAAGUUUGGAAUCUACUGACUGUAAGGAGCUUGAAAAACUUGUUCCACAUACGGUAGCUUCGCAGUCGGAAGUAGAUGUUGCUUCCCCGGUAUCCGAGAAAGCACCGAAGGUUUCUGAAAGUAGCGGUGCAUUAUCUUUGCAGUCUGGUUCGGAAGGGAAUAGUCCUUUUAUUCGUGAGAAGGUUAUGGAAGACGGAUACAACUGGCGGAAAUAUGGACAGAAACUUGUGAAAGGAAAUGAGUUUGUAAGGAGCUAUUACAGGUGCACUCACCCUAACUGCAAAGCGAAAAAACAGUUGGAACGGUCUGCGGGUGGACAAGUCGUGGAUACCGUUUACUUUGGGGAACAUGAUCACCCAAAGCCUCUUGCUGGUGCUGUUCCUAUCAAUCAGGAUAAGCGAAGUGAUGUCUUCACAGCUGUUAGUAAAGGUGAACAAAGAAUAGAUAUAGUUUCUCUAAUUUAUAAGCUGUGCAUUGUUUCUUAUGAUAUCAUGUUUGUAGAGAAAACAUCUGGAUCCAGUGUUCAGACACUUCGUCAAACCGAACCACCAAAGAUCCAUGGAGGAUUACAUGUUUCAGUUAUUCCACCAGCUGAUGAUGUGAAAACUGAUAUUUCACAAUCAAGUAGGAUAACGGGGGACAACACUCACAAGGAUUAUAAUAGUCCUACCGCAAAGCGAAGGAAGAAAGGAGGGAACAUUGAGCUGAGUCCAGUGGAGAGGUCAACCAAUGAUUCACGCAUUGUGGUUCACACUCAGACUCUGUUUGAUAUUGUGAAUGAUGGGUACCGAUGGCGUAAAUAUGGUCAGAAAUCAGUAAAAGGCAGCCCAUAUCCAAGGAGCUACUAUAGAUGUUCAAGCCCUGGAUGCCCCGUCAAGAAACACGUAGAGAGGUCAUCUCAUGACACAAAGUUGCUUAUAACAACUUACGAGGGAAAACACGACCACGAUAUGCCUCCAGGAAGAGUUGUUACUCAUAAUAACAUGCUGGACUCGGAAGUUGAUGAUAAAGAAGGAGAUGCCAACAAGACUCCACAGAGCUCAACUCUUCAAUCCAUUACAAAAGACCAGCAUGUCGAAGAUCACUUAAGAAAGAAAACGAAGACUAAUGGCUUUGAGAAAAGUCUUGAUCAAGGUCCAGUUUUGGAUGAGAAGCUGAAGGAGGAAAUAAAAGAGAGAUCAGAUGCAAACAAAGAUCACGCAGCCAAUCACGCCAAGCCGGAAGCAAAGUCAGAUGAUAAAACCACUGUUUGUCAAGAGAAGGCAGUAGGAACCCUGGAGAGCGAGGAACAAAAACCCAAGACAGAGCCUGCCCAAAGCUAAGCAUUCAGUGUUGUACCGAGUGGUAAUUUAUAUGGCUGUUUUAACAUAGAUUAGUACAGGCGAUAUGGUUAUAGACUGUACAGUUGUUGUUCAGGCGGGACCAGAUUUAGAUUAGUGUUUAAUGGAAUAGUAUGCUUUAAUACCUUUAUGUAACCACUUCCAUUUGGUUCAAAUAAGAGUUACAGGAAGAGAAGGUAACACAACAAGAGCCCUUCUUUGUUGAUGGAGCCUGUGUAAUAGUUGUAGCAUGGGGAUGUAUAUGAUUUGAUUCAACCUUAUUAAUGGUUAUGAGACAAAACUAUCUAUU
Messenger RNA from Arabidopsis thaliana (thale cress), 2028 nucleotides. RefSeq names its product zinc-dependent activator protein-1 (gene ZAP1). Gene Ontology annotation, molecular function: DNA-binding transcription factor activity; sequence-specific DNA binding. Gene Ontology annotation, cellular component: nucleus. The coding region runs from base 258 to 1721 and encodes 487 amino acids. Gene Ontology annotation, biological process: regulation of DNA-templated transcription. The record is from RefSeq and is marked reviewed. NCBI's taxonomy places the organism in Eukaryota, Viridiplantae, Streptophyta, Magnoliopsida, Brassicales, Brassicaceae. The transcript is spliced from 4 exons.